Molecule: messenger RNA, 6854 nt
Organism: Rotaria sp. Silwood2
Lineage: Eukaryota; Metazoa; Rotifera; Eurotatoria; Philodinida; Philodinidae
Source: the annotation of a GenBank genome assembly
CUCCGGAGAUUUAGUAAGAAGCUUCUCAUAUAAAAAUUAGGGAAAUAUCGGAUUAAAAUCGAUUAUAGCUUACUGCAAGUGAUUAUAAUCGAAGGAACAGUUAUUCUGCUAUACAGAUCGGUUAAAAUUGUCUAACGCUGAUUUUAAUUGAAAGCCUCUCGUUUAUGGAAUAUAUAAUAGAACUAAUAGUUUAGUCUGCUUAAGAAUUAGAGAGUUUAUAUAGAUUGUCUCCCUUAUUUUGUCACCAUAACAUAUGCAUAAAUUUAAUAUAAUAAUAUGUUUAAUGUGUUUUAUUUUGUAAAAAAUAAAACAUGACUAUAAUCAAUAAGCAAGAAUAUAAUAAUAUUAAAGAUAGUGAUGAUGGGAUGAUGAUCAGUACAAUAACAAUAAAUAAUGUAAAGACAAAGACCGAGAGAAAAACAAGAUCAUAUAUAGAUCAUGAAAAAAGGAAAAUUCGAAAACACUAUAGGAAAAAAGAAAGACCCAAAAGAAAUAGGUCAUGUUUUCACAUAGGAUAUCUUAGGACAGGAUUCUAGUUUUUCUUGAAUGGAUUCACUCAAGAGAACUUUCCAAGUAGCGCUUCACAAGCUGUAUCGACUGCACAUGUCAUUCUGUGGUUUAUGUAGUUGGUUGCUCCGAAAAUCGGGCUUUACGACCAGAGUUUUCAAGUUUCCACAAAACCUGUCGUGAUCCGCUCAGCAAAACGUUCCAACAAAGGCAUUGUACUUUCCAAGGAGAGCUCGGCAAACUCUAUCGGUUGCACAUAUCUGUAUUUCGGGAUGUGGCUGUGAGUGUGGCGUGUGUGCGAUGUUGAUAUGGGAUGUUGGUCAAGGCGAAGACCAAUACCCACACCCACAUCAACACCCCACACACGCCAUAUGCACACCCAUACUCAUACCCAAUGGAUUAAUCUUUAAAUUCAUAUAACUUGCUACAGAAACGCUCAAUUAUGAUGCCCUAACAGUAUAUGAGAGGUCGCCAUUAGAUACAUUACAGGACAUCACCGUUUGCUUCUAAUGGCUUCUUAACAAAACACUAUAAAAGGGACAAGUUUGUCCCAGAACUUUUGCCCUCCCCCUGUAGAAGAAGUACUUGUGUGAAGUAUGAAUAAGACGCAGUUUGUGGUAUUGCAAAUCAACGAUUAAUCAGCAGCAUUUAACUCAUGGUAUCCCUGGUUUUGAAUAUAUGACAGUAGCUCUGCGUGUAAAAAUAUGCGUGUCUCUCAGGGUUUCCAGAUCUUCUGGAUUUUACAGAAAAACUUUGGAAUUAGUCAGUUUUUCUAGAAUCUUUCUGGUUUCCGGAUUGCAGAUAUUUUCUAUAUUAAUCAUAUUUUAUCUGUCUGUUAAUAUUUAUAAAAAUUGACCAAUGAUUCGAAAAAAGUUUUGUUUUUCUUGUAUUGGCCAACUGAAAAGAUGCAUUAUUUUUUCUUCAUUCUUUCGUAUAGUGUCUCCCUUUGUUCUUAUUCAACGACCAUAAAAUGAAUGAGCAAUGCAAUUUGUAAUUUACAUUCAUCAUUUUCUUACAGACUCUGAGCAUUUAAUUAAAAUGAACCAACAAAGGUUAUUUGUACAAAACAAACAAUCAUCAAAAACGCUAGCAAUACAAGAUAAAAUUUAUGAGCCCAAUUGAGUUAGAGAUAGGCCAAAUGUCAAGUAUUUUUUAUUUGCUUUUCUGAAAGAAAGAGUAAAACGUGAGAAAUAUAAAAGUUUGUUUGUCUGUCCAAGCCACUCAGAUACGAGUUGUUUUUAUUUUAAGACUUGUUGGCAAGGGGGAAACAGCGAACUUCAGGACUUCAAUGGAUUUUAUUGGACUUCAAUGAACUGAAAUCCGCUGUUUCUCCCUUGGAAGUAGCACUAUCAUGUAGCUUUUUCAUUUUGAGUCUGGGAAGAACCAUCAGAACAAGUCAAUAGGAAUUUGUUAAUACAAUUUUUGUAGAGCUUUUCAUGGCGCAUCUUCUAAAAAAUAAAACAAGAUUUUAUCAUUUUGUCAAAUCGAGCUGUAUGCGAAAUGAAAAAUGUCGCAAAACUUUUGCAACACCCAGUAUAUAAGAAAAAAAGGACAUGCAGUAAGUAAUACGUCGAUGCCAUCACGGUUGCAUACAUUUCAGUCGAUGCUUUGAUUUAAAAUUUGUUCGACCAUCAUAAUGCAAUGGGAGGCACAAAAUUCCAGGCAAAGAACGACGAAAAGCAAAGGAACUAACCAAUGACAAUGAUAUGCCAUGGAUUGCUGAUGGCAAAGAGAAAGAAUUUGUUUUUCUUUUUCUUAGUGUAAUAUAAUAGUUAGUUUUUUUCUUUUCUAGGUAGGAGGUCACGAUAUUUGAAUACAUGAAGUGCAAUUAAAAAGGUUCUCUGGAAGAAUGAUUACUCGUUCCUUCUAUUUUUGUGUCACAAUAAAUUGAAACUAUUAUUUUGUUUUCGAUGGUCUCACGCAGUGUUUUAGUUCUCCUCUAUUUGCCCUGCGAAGCAUGAAUUCUGAUGAAUCAGUCUUCUUUGACAUAGUUAAAGAAAAGCUCCCAGUGAACUAAUUAUUUGUUUGUACAGUACUUAUGUCAUAAUUAUGUAGAACUGUAUUCUAACUUGAUAUUUCGCGGUAGGCUAUUUCACUGUAAUUCUCCCAUCACUUUUCGUAAGUAUGAGUCUCGAUGAAGAAGUGUAGAUGGUUCGACUCAAAAGUGAUCCAAUACUGGCAAUUAUUUGCUUUACCUUGCAUUCACGUGUCGUAAUUAUUUACACUCAUUUUCUUUACGUUCUCUUCCAUGUAUGAUGUUUUGUCACUGUGUUAUAGUUCUCCAGCGUCUCUCUUAAUGAUAGUGUGCUACUAUGAAUUAGUCUGCUUUUCUUUUUGAAAUUGAAUAGAGUCCCAAUUUGAGUUAUUACUUGCUUUGCUUUAACUUCGUGUAUUAUAUUCAUUUAGAGUUUUGUGUCUGACCCGUUUAGUCGUAUUUUAUUGUGUUUUGGUUUUCUUUCUGUCCGACUGGUAAGUUAAUCCACAUGAACGAGUUUUGUUAGCACCGUAAUGGAUCAUUGAUGAGUAUGAAUAGAAUAGCAAUGCUUAUAUGCUGUGGAAUCGAGUACACAAUAAGAAUGGCGAAUUUCAGAGUUCUCGUUAGCACUCCUGAAAGCAGAACAUGAGAGUUAAACUUUUAAUCAAAAGGCACCCGAAACGUUCAUACUUACUUAAGAAGGCGGCAUUGAAGAAGAGGAAAGUGUUAAGAUUUCGUAACUAUUGAUAACAGUAAUGAAUAAUUGGCGAAUGAAGGAUCUAAAUCUACAAUCUAUCAAUCCCUCCAAGUUUUCUAUUUAUGUUUCAAAUAGAUAAGGCAUAUUUUUUGUCAAUAAUAACGUUGUUUAAGUUUGAAGCAAGACUUGCAUGGUUGAAGAGUCAGAUUCUAUGUAUAGCUUAUUAUAGUAUCUCCAAUAAGUUUUGCGAAGCACGAUUGCUAAUGAGUAUUGAAGUUAUAUAGCGAGAAAAUGGUACCACUUUACGAAAUAUCAUAAAAGACAGAUAACAUGUAGCUAUGGCUCUGCUUAACGAAUGAAACCGAUCCAUGGUGUUUCACAUUUUAACUCCUCAGGAAUUAUUCUAAAAGUUGUUUUUUUUUCAUUGAAAAGAGGCCACUUCCCCACAAUUUAGACAAAUUUUAUAAAAACCACUCGUCGCUUCGAAAAAGGUGUCUUCACCGAUGAAAAAAAAACAACUCGGCAGGAAAACGUGAACUAACCAUAUAUGGAAAUAGAUUCUUCAACCUCAUAGACUUUUGUUCAUAUUUGAAAAAUCUUUGUUUUUCACCAAAAAGACGCCUCCUCUAUUUGAUACACAGCUGGAUAGCUUGAGUAAAUGAAUGGCUAGUAUUUUCGGUAUCUCACUCACUACUUGCAUGUUAUUCUUAUCACUAGUAGUGAGACUUUGGUCCAUUGUGUCUGUCCAAUGCUCUCUUAAUUAACAGAUUUAAAUAUUUUCAUUACCAGAUAACUAGGAAUGUGAAUACCAAUCGAACUGAACCUCCUCAUUCCACGGACAGAUGCGAUGGGUGUAAGAGAAGGCUGUUCGCUAAUUAAUUAAUUCCUCGAAACGUUGGAACUUCAUUUAGUAUAUUUGCAUUAAAAUAUACCUGGUUUUCAUGGAUUCUAGCUAAAUAUCUUAGUAGACUCUGAUGAACAGUAUUUUUGACUAUUCAAAACUUUAACAAUCGCUUCGAAAAGUUUCAAAAUUAUUUUGAUUUUCGGGACAACCUUUUUAAUUAAAACGUAUAGAAAUAUAUGCGAUUCAAUAAAAUAUGACUAUGACAAUUUGAUACACUUUAUCAUAAUAGAAGACUGAGUUUUCUAUCGCGUUGCAGAGGAAUGAAGGAGUAGGAUUUAGUGCAAAUCUAAUUGGAUAAGGCAAAUAUGCUGUAACAUCACGUUCCAGAAGUAACAAAAUUUAUCAACUGUUAAAUUCUUAUUGAAAGGUUUUUCUCUGAAUCAUAUUUUUUAUUUUAAAUAUUAAUGAAACUUAUUCUCGAGGCUCCUGUUUGUAAUCUGUUAUUAAAAUAUCACGACUAUUUGUAAAUGAUACAAAUUUACACUAGACUUUUCACUGAUCAAUAUUCAUGAAUUAAUUAUUAGUUUAAUCAAUUAUAAAUGUGCCAGUACAUGCAUGAGGCCGAUUCGAUUCAUUCGUUUAUCAUUUCAAUCGCUAAGAUUCUUUUCUUUCUCACUUGAAUAUUUAUGGCAAUUUGCAGCAGAACCUCUGCGAGUCACUGUACAUUAGUUCCAAAAUUGUUCUUCAAAAUGCUUUGAUGCUCGUUACUUUAUUAUCGUCAUACUUUGAUUGUAAGGAUGAGAGACGAUACCCUCAAAACAGGACAUUCCGUUAUGUUUCGACUGUAGACUUUGCCUCUCUCCUCCGUUCUGAGUUCAGUAAAGUACGUUACACUUCGGUUCUUUCUUUCAGUAUUAUCUCCCCAACUAUACUCCUCGCACUCACCUUACAGUCUCAGCGAUUCCACCAUGACUUUUGAAAUCUAAUAUCUACUUUGAGUACUAAACCCAUAUGAAACACCCUUCUCUGCCAUAAUGAUACGCGAGUUCUAAUAUGCCGUAUACUUGUCAAUAGUGAAAGGAAGCAAUACAUAUUAUAAUAACGAAAGAAAAUAGUUUGCAAAUGAGAGUCUAAGAAAGCUCUGAUUAAUAAGUGAAAAACUAUUUAAUACAUUUCUAAAUAGCACUGGCUGAAAUUAUCAUAAUUCCAUAACAAUAAAUGAGUUCACGGUAUAGCUCUUAUAAAGUAUUUAGGCAAUAGUAGGUUCAGAUGAUGAUAAAGUGAUAGAGCAAAACAAAAGUACUGGGAACCAACGGAUUACGAAUAGGUAAAUUAAAUACUGAGUUAACAAAAAUUAUUGCAUAUAUGCUCUCAAGACAAAAUAAUGCAUAAUUCCCAUUGUUUUAUAUCGUAAGAUUAAUGCUUAAAUAAAUCACUAACCAUUAAACUUAAUUUAUCAUAAAUAGUUUACUUCUAUCCCAAGAUGUUGAAGCAUUGUUUCGUCUUAGCGAUAGUCAUUUAGAAAUGAAAUAAUAGGACUGCUAAAGCAAAUGAAAUGUAUUGAAUUUACAGGUAUUCCAACAAGAAUUAUUAUUCAUAAAUACACACAGUCCAGUCCCAACAAUGAUCAGUACUUUUUGUAUUGUGCUGAUUGGGCUCAUUAUCAUAGGUCCAACCAAUGAGCUUCCAUCGUUAAAGGUGAGCAUAUCUAUCAAUCGAUAUUACUACAAUAAACUAUAGCUGUAUUUCAUUUUGUUAAGAGUGAUCUGAAGGCACAAAACAAGCUGGCAGAGAAUCGUAAGUUGCUAUUGACAUGUAUAAAUCAGAUUUUUCUAUUCUUUGCUUUCCUGGACAAUAAUGAUUUACUAAGUAUAUAAAAAGACAGCAGUUCAAAUUCAAUCAAAUUUAUUAGAAAAAAAAGCAGAUGGGGUGGACAUGAGUGAGAAUGUGUGGAUUGAGUGUGGGUAUCAUACGACUGUCAGUGUGAUAUGGCUUUGUGUGAACAGAGAGACGUCACCUAAACACACUCACACCCAAGAUAGUUCUUUUUUUUGGAAAAAGAAAAAUGGUGAAGACUAAGAAGUUACUAAGACAUAUUGAAUGAAGCUGACUGAUAAUAAUGUCAUUUUCUAAGAUUUUUUCUUCAUUACCCGACAGAUGAUUCAAUAAUAGUUGAGUGUAUUUCACUUAGAGCAGAUAUAAACUGAAAUUGAGUCGCUAGCGAAGUAGCUGAUGUUGAUGCAAGUGAGACGAAUAAUUUCUACAAUCCAAAACUUAUAAAUAGUUGAUAAAAAUUGAAUAAAAAAGUUCUCUUUUGAAUAGUUAGUCGAUCAUAUGUAAGCAAUAUUGCCGGUGUCACGACAAAUUACUCAAGUACAUUAAACAGUGAUAGUUCUACUUUCACAAGAAAUGGUAGCUCAGGUACAUUUUAUUAUGAAGCAAUUCAAGUUACAGUAAAUAGAACUGGCAAUUACACACUCAGAAGUAAUUGUGCGACAGAUACAUAUGGCUACUUAUAUGUGAAUAAUUUCAAUUCAUAUGAUGUCUCAUCUAACCUCGUUAAAUGUGAUGAUGAUGCUGGUGGAAAUUUCCAAUUUUCAAUGACUUACACACUUCAAGCUGGUACAACUUACAUUUUGGUUUUUACAACAUAUAGUUCUAAUGUUAUGACACCAUUUUCAAUUAAUGUUGUUGGUCCAACUAGUGUUUCUCUUCGUCGAAUGAAUAUCAUAUCAACAGCACCAUCAACUACUAGAAUGACAACAUUAAUGACAACCGGUAAGCAUUCUUUAUUGAUUUUCGACUCAUUUCUUUUUCUAAUGAUAUCAUAA